Messenger RNA from Nicotiana tabacum (common tobacco), 1577 nucleotides. The record is from RefSeq and is a predicted model, not a curated record. Lineage: Eukaryota; Viridiplantae; Streptophyta; Magnoliopsida; Solanales; Solanaceae.
AUGGUUAUAUUGAGAGGUCGAAGGAGACAUAAACGUUAUUCGUUCGUUGUGUUUCAUUUUGUGGAGAGUAGAAGGAAGCGGAUGAUGGGUUCAAUUCGCUUGAUUAUGAAGUCUCCUUUUUCGCCUAACAAGCUGUCGUUUCAUUAUUGCAGCAAUAAUAAUUAUACAAGAGUCUUUGGCGUUUCGACAGACUGCAUGCAGCUUUCAUUUGACUCCCGAGGAAAUAGCGUCCCUACAAUCCUUCUGAUGAUGCAAAGGCGCUUGUAUGCUCAACGUGGCUUGCAGGCUGAAGGGAUAUUCAGGAUCAAUGCUGAAAAUGGCCAAGAAGAAUUUGUCAGGGAGCAACUAAAUAGGGGUAUAAUUCCAGAUAACAUUGAUGUCCAUUGCUUAGCAGGUCUUAUUAAGGCUUGGUUCAGAGAGUUGCCGAGGGGAGUUCUGGACCCUCUCUCACCGGAGGAGAUUAUGCGCGCACAAUCAGAAGAAGAGUGUGUUCGGCUUGUGAGACUUCUUCCACCAACUGAAGCUGCUCUAUUAGAUUGGGCUAUUAACUUGAUGGCUGAUGUUGCUCAACUGGAAAGUUUUAACAAAAUGAACGCACGUAAUAUAGCUAUGGUGUUCGCUCCAAAUAUGACACAGAUGGCGGAUCCCUUGACUGCUUUGAUGUAUGCGGUUCAAGUUAUGAACUUUCUCAAGACUCUAAUACUUCGUACCUUGAAAGACCGAGAAGAAUCUGUUAUAGAAGCUGGUCCUGCACCAGAACUGGAGCCAUUCGAUGAAAACGGGCAUCAUAGUUCGUUCCAAACAAUCGGUCAGAAAUCUAAUGAAAUUGUGGAGGAGGAGGAGGAAGAGGAUAUCGUUAUAUCCAAAGGGCGACCCACAACUGGCACUGCUAACUCUACCUUGGGAAAGAUUAAAGUUGAGAAUGAAUCCCAUGCGCUUGGUGAUUGUCUCAGUGAAAUCUCAAACCUGUCUGACAGCAAAAAGGAUGAGGUUGGAGUUGGUAAUGUCAAUUUAGCAAGUGGAAGAAUUCAACCAAAAAUCCGGAGGACUAAAAGUGUUCAUUCAAGUAGUUCUAGUGUGAGAGGAUCGAAGAAAGUUAACGAAUGGCCUAUAGUUCAUGUAGCUGCGAAUGUAGAGAAAGGGAAGGGAGUCAGAAUCAUCGAUAGGUUGAAUUCACAAACAGAAAGGGUGGAAGCCUGGCGAUGAAUGACUCGCCACAACGGGCAUUGCUUCCUCAUCAAGAAGUCAAAUGGUUGUGAUUUAUAUUUGAAAAAAAAUACUAUGUAUUAUCCAGUUUCUGUUGUAAUGGGGUCAUUUUACAGUCUGUGCUUGCAUAUUGGUUACUUCCUUAGUACAGUUCAAACAGGAAUUCUGUCAUCUUUCCCUAUGGGCAUGUUUGGCUGGGGAAACUAGCAGGAUGAAUGUUAAUUUAUGUGUUUUCUACUAAACUGAAUACUGCUGUGGUUUUCAACUUUUGAAUGUGAUCUUCCUUUUGACAUAAAGAAGUGACCAUUCUAUAGGGGAAAAUUGCUUAUGUGAUUGCAAUAGUGAUGGCAGAGGCGGAUCUACGAUUUGAA